AUGUCAGCUGCAUGCCCCUUGGGACGGUGUUUGUCCGCUUCUGGCAGGCACCUGUCCUCGCCGGCCAUUGCCUCUUCUUCGAACGACUCUGUUGCUGGUUUGGAUGCGGGCAAACCCGCUUCGAUCUUCGAGCGCAUCCCGAAGCAUAAGGCAAAGCCGCAGCUCUCACAAGAGAGCUUAGACUUAUUCACGAAGUUGGCCAGUCCGGAAGAUGUGCCAAUGCAGUUUCGACAGGCAGCUAAGACCUGGGAGGCUUUGAGCCGAACAGCUGUGUACUCGCUACGCCAUUUCAAGGUCAGUCACGUGGCAGGAAUUCUGGACAGCUGUGCCCAGGUGUCCUGGCGCGACGACUACUUGCUUUGUGGCCUUGCAGAGGCCAUGCGCUGUGGCGCGGAGCUUCGGCGGGGCACUGUGAGGGACUACUCGCUGUGCCUACAGUCUCUGCGCCGUCUUAACUACUGCCCGUGGGUCGGUGCUCUGAGGCCUGUGAUCAUGGAGCUGAGAUGGCGCCUGCGGCGUCACCAUUGGAGACCCAUUGAUGUUGUUCUGGCCUUACGCUUCCUUGCGGAGUUCUCCAUCCAGCACAUGCCGCAGGUCCGAGCCGAAGCUGUCGCAUUUUGCCGCGAGUUGCAAAUGAAGGCAGAGAAGAGACUGGGUGACAUGAGGCAUUUGGAGCUUGCCCACUUUGCUCGGGCUCUGGUGCAGCUCAACGACAAAGGUGGUUUGCCGGACACGCUGUUGCUGGAGCGAGUUGCUGAGAACUUCUCACGCCGUGCAUCGGACCUGCCACUAGGCGCACUUCUGCACAUGUCAAGCAGCCUGCUUGACCGCCUCGUUUUUGCAGUAAGUUCUUGUGGAUGCAGUUUUUGGUGA
Molecule: messenger RNA, 873 nt
Organism: Symbiodinium pilosum
Lineage: Eukaryota; Dinophyceae; Suessiales; Symbiodiniaceae
Source: the annotation of a GenBank genome assembly